UUGUUUCUUGCUGAGAGCAAAACCACACAGCCAGCAAAGUGCCCAGCACAGAGGAAGGAGGUGGGUUCGACUGCUGCAUCACUGUGCGCUACAAUGGGGCCAACAUCUCAUCUGAUCCUGCUGAUGUUGCUGCUGUGCUGCACAACAAACCAAGCCUCUCUGACUGUGAGACCGAGCAGCUCUCAGUUUUUCGACUGGACGUCUGUCUCUCUGAGCUGUGAGGAGGACGACAGCUCUGCUAGAUGGACGCUGAGGAGGAACACAACCAGAGAAACCAGGACUCAGUGUGGAGCUGACUGGGGAAGAUCAGCUGGUUCUUCCUGUAACAUCAGCUACAUCGUCCCGUUUGACAGUGGAGUUUACUGGUGUGAGUCCAGAGAGGGAGCAACCAGUAACACCAUCAACAUCACUGUCACUGGUGGAUCACUGAUCCUGCAGAGUCCUGUCCUCCCUGUGAUGGAGGGACAUGAUGCCACUAAGUACUGUAAAAAAGAGACCCCUCCCUCCAACCUCCCAGCUGGUUUCCAGCAUGUUUCCAAGUCUGAUGAAAGCCUCUACAAGUGUGAAAUCAGCCAUCAUGGAAAGCUUCAAACCAACUCUCUCAAAGAGGUGAAAACCGUGAAACCUGGAGAUAAUGUCACUCUGCCAUGUCAGGCUGCUGAUGCCUCCAUCAGAGCUGCAGAGUGGACCAGACCUGACCUGGAGCCACCAGAGUACGUCCUCUUUUACAGAGACGGACGCUCAGAUCCAACCUACCAGCAUCCAUCGUUUAAGGACCGGGUGCAGCUGGUGGACAGAGAGCUGAAGGACGGAGAUGUGUCUUUAGUUUUAAAGAACGUGAGCAGCAACGACACUGGAACAUACGAGUGUCGAGUUGCAACAAGUGGAUCGAGACAAAAGAGAGCCAAUAUUAAGACUGAGCCAAUCAGAAUCUACCAGCUGGAGGUUUCAGGGUCCAACAGCGGAGACGUCGAGGAGGGAAACUACAGACAUUACUAUGGACUGGGAGCAGCUUUUGUUCUGGUUUGUUUAGCUGCUGUUGGAUUGGCUGUUGUCUUGAAAUAUAAAAGACAAGAAACCAGAACAGCCUGCUGAUGAUGAAGCUGUGAACGAUCCGUUCUUCUGACUUGUCACAGAUCCCUUUCCACCACAUUUCAUAUAUUCAACAUGAUUUUGAUUCUUUCUGUGGGUGUGAAUGUGUUAAUCUGGCAUUUGAGGGUUUUCCACCAUGAUGGUCUGGCUCAUCAGUGCAAACAAAUAUUUUUUUCUGUUCAUAGAUUGCUACCUUUCUUACCAGAAAAGAGCCAAAACUCUGACAAUGAAACAAAACUGCCUGACAGUAAACAAAAAGAGCUGUGGACACUGCAGCAGGUGCAACACGCUUCAUUAAGCUCCAUUUAAUAAGCUGCUACUUCAACAGCAGAAUAAAGCAUUAAUAAGGCAGCACAGAGAUCUAGAGACAAUAUAAACUCCACAGCAGCUGCAGGAUGUAUAAAACAUAAUUAGGUACAUGUAAAAUUAUAGAUUUUUAAAAUAGUAAUCAAAGAGCAGACUGUAAAACGACUUUGACACAGUAAAGAGAGUAAAUGUCAUUGGUGGCUUCCAGCCCCAACCUCAGCACUGAUGGAUCACAGAGACCUUCAUGAACAGACGACUCUAGAAAAUUGAAAACAAAACUAGGCCAGGACCUCAUUUGACAUUAAGAAUAGACCUGUGGUCAAAGCACCCGAUGCAACUCAGAGCCACAGUCUCAAAUCUGCGGAGAAUCUACAGACGGGAUCAUCACUAAAUAGGACAGCUGGUUUAAGUACCUACUGAUUUAUUUCUACUGUUGUACAAUUAUUUUACAAGUAAAGUAUUUAAAACUUCAUAAGCAUUUCAACCUUAAUGCAAUGCAUGCUGGGAACUGAGUAAUGAAGUAAAUGAUCAUUUGGAAAUUUAGUCAUUGAAAUUUAUUACGACACACCAUAUAAACAUGAAACUGAAAAAACUGAGUUAAUAAAAGAAAUAUUGACUAAAAAUAACUUAUCCUUUCCUCUGGUUUCUCUAUAAUAGGGCUGUCCUCGAUGAAGGAUUUAUAUAUUUGAAUCAGAAUUGUUGAGUCUUGCCUAUAGUUGUCUGAUGGUCGAGUCAUGUGUAUGUUUUUGCACAGACAUUGUGUGCGGGGGUGGGGGGUUAACACAAGGAAGCUCUGCUUUCAUCCGGAGAAGCUGCAGAGCUGCAGUCUCUAUUCACGAGUGUCUGCUGUAACUUACACUGUACAUUUCCAGCUAAACUGAGACUUAUUGUUUGCCCGUUUUCCUCUGCUCGCCAUUCACCGGUCUUGUGCAGAGUUUUGCAUGGAUGCCCUGCAGCCGACAGCUGCGUGCACGUCGCGGCUCCUCGCUUCAUCUAUUUCAAUUCAUCCUAUUUAAAAACUAUAUAAUAUUCUUUGUGUGGUUCAUCAAUGGUGAUGAAUGAUUCGAAUGUCCUGCCAGGUGCGGGCAAUUCGGCACAACACCGGUGAAGUUUAGGCUCUGUCUCUACAGCAAGUUCCUCUUCUGCCACUACACACUCUCACACCCAUAGACACUACCUCCACACAUGCGCACUGACCCCCGAUUUUUAAGGGUUCUGGUUCCAAUUUAGGAUUUAUUCACACACUAAACAUUUAUUUAAACCCUUUUAUCUUUUGAAAUGUUUAUUUACAGCAUUAUAUGUUGAAAUUUAUAUUGCAAUAGGCUGUAUAUCAACUUAGGUUGUCUAAAUAUUUAACUUUUAAAGCUGUUGAAGUUGUUUUUCUAUUUUUAUAUUGUAUAUAAAUGUAUAUUGAAAACUAGCAGGUUCUGUUUUGUGUGAGUUGAUGGUUUCUUGUAACUCCAUUGCAUUAGGUAAAAUUUCAUGAAGAUCUUUUUGUGUUCUAACUGUGACUUUCUGUUUCUGUCAAUCUAAAAGUAACAAUAAACUGUAUGUGAAGCCUGA
Molecule: messenger RNA, 2961 nt
Organism: Micropterus salmoides (largemouth bass)
Lineage: Eukaryota; Metazoa; Chordata; Actinopteri; Centrarchiformes; Centrarchidae
Exons: 6
Coding region: 94-1095 (333 amino acids)
Biological process (GO): positive regulation of T cell proliferation; cellular response to lipopolysaccharide; cell surface receptor signaling pathway
Cellular component (GO): external side of plasma membrane
Source: RefSeq, a predicted model, not a curated record